Messenger RNA from Schistocerca piceifrons (Central American locust), 333 nucleotides. Its product is annotated as glycine-rich protein 5-like. The coding region runs from base 1 to 333 and encodes 110 amino acids. NCBI's taxonomy places the organism in Eukaryota, Metazoa, Arthropoda, Insecta, Orthoptera, Acrididae. The transcript has a single exon. The record is from RefSeq and is a predicted model, not a curated record.
AUGACGCAUUCACUAUUCCUCUGUCGGCAGGCACUGUUCACGCUGCUGCUGUGCGUUGCCGCCUUGGCGCAUGCGCAGUUCAGCAGCCAGAGCGGUUCCAGCCGUCCCGGCGGAGGUUUCGGCAGCCCUGGUCCCGGGAGGCCCGGCGGAGGCGGCGGCUUCAGUCCUGGAGGAAGUGGCGGCUUCAGCCCUGGAGUAGCUACCGACUUCGGCCCUGGAGUAGCUGGCGGCUUCAGCCCUGGAGUAGCUAGCGGCUUGGGCCCUGGAGGAGGUCGUCCUGGCUUUGGCAGUGGCGGCUUUGGCGCUGGAGGCGGUCGAGGCAUUGGCGGCUGA